Molecule: messenger RNA, 1396 nt
Organism: Polyodon spathula (Mississippi paddlefish)
Lineage: Eukaryota; Metazoa; Chordata; Actinopteri; Acipenseriformes; Polyodontidae
Product: aquaporin-1
Exons: 4
Coding region: 26-952 (308 amino acids)
Biological process (GO): transmembrane transport
Cellular component (GO): plasma membrane
Molecular function (GO): water channel activity
Source: RefSeq, a predicted model, not a curated record
UGUUGAAAUCCUCUUGGCAUUCAAAAUGCUGGAAGAGAUGAGGCUGGUCCAAAUCUUAAAGGAAACAUGGACUCUGUCCUUCGUGAGAUGCAUUUUCUCUGAAUUUGUUGGGACGGCCGUCUUUGUGUUCGCUAGCUUGGCCUCCACCAUCAUGUGGCAUCAGCCUACAGCUGAAGCAGGAGGUUCCUCCAGUGGUCCUCAGUCUCAUUCUUUGGCCACUGAUCUGAACAAUGACCUUUCAGUUGGAGCCCCCCAGCACUCCACAGCUUCAGUGAUGCAGGCUUCUCCAGAUCCCGUUCACGUGUCACUGACCUUUGGGAUUUCGGUGGCUGUCAUGUCUUUGUGUUUGGGAUCAGCUGGUGGUGUCCACUUGAACCCAGCAGUGACUCUGGCUCUUCUUGCUGGUUUUCGAGUAAGCCCCAUGCGGGCAUUUCUAUAUGUCAUUGCUCAGCUUCUGGGAUCCAUUACGGCUUCAGCUUUUCUUCAUGGAGUCACACCGGCUGGGGUUCGUGGAGACCUUGGAUUGAAUACACUUUCCCCAGGAGUCAGCGAGUUUCAAGCCCUGGGCGUAGAAAUGGUGAUCACCUCUCAGCUCAUUCUUUGCGUCUUUGCCACUUCAGACAAAAAAUCAUCCCUGAACAAGUUUGCACCUGUUAUCAUUGGGCUAUCAGUUACCUUGGGACAUCUUGUGGCUAUUGGCUUCACGAGUUGUAGUAUGAAUCCUGCACGAUCCUUUGGUCCUGCUGUCGUUAGUGCAAGUUUCAAAAACCACUGGGUGUUCUGGGUCGGUCCAUUGGGAGGAGCAAUUCUGGCAGCUUUUGUGUACGACUUCAUGCUAGUGCCAAGAUGGAGCAGCUUGACUGAAUGGCUGACAGGAAUGAGAGAGGCCUUCCUGACAGACUCUGACACAACUCCAGACAACAUAAGCACAAACAACACCAAUGAAACAUGAAAAUAAUCAAACUGAUAUUGUAUAGUAUUCCAGUUGAUGCUGAAUGAAAUUACAGCUGUUCUCACAAUAAAUCAUUCAUAAGGAAUUGCAAAGCCAUGGGUAUUUCCAGAAUCGUUUACUGUGGUCCUGUAGUUUUGCAGUUUACUCUUGGUUGUUAAACAUUUGCCAUGUUGUUUUUGCCAAGCGUUACCAGUCUUGCUUUGCAUCACUAAAGUAUAGUCUCCCUGCUAAUAUAUUUUAUCAUGCUUUUUGUUUCUUGGGGUGUCUGCUGUGUACCAUAUUAAUAGUGAUGUAGCUACCAUUCAACAUAUUAAAGAUGUAUUUUUAUUAUUUUCUGGAAGAAUCUGUGCAUUGUUGAUUAAGUAGAGUAAAUACAUUUCUUUAAUAAAACUGGUACUGCUGUCUUGCUAAAAUAUGUUACUUUCAAUGUUAUUAAAGAAACCA